Messenger RNA from Suillus discolor, 1080 nucleotides. RefSeq lists its product as uncharacterized. NCBI's taxonomy places the organism in Eukaryota, Fungi, Basidiomycota, Agaricomycetes, Boletales, Suillaceae. The coding region runs from base 1 to 1080 and encodes 359 amino acids. The transcript has 3 exons. The record is from RefSeq and is a predicted model, not a curated record.
AUGCCCCUCUUAGGGCUCCGCAUAACAGAUCUAUUUGAGUGCGUAACAGAUUCGAUUGGCGGCAUUACAAAGUUGCGGUCGUUCUGCAGAACUGCUUGUGAUGCGGGGUAUAACUGGGCAUGGAGCAAUACAUGCUGCAUCAACAAGAGCAACAAUGUUGAAGUCCAAGAAUCGGUCAACUCCAUGUUCAUAUGGUAUCAUCAUUCUGCGCUCACGAUCGUCUGCCUGUCUGAUGUUCCGCCUUUGUCAAAGUCUGGCGCACUGGUGAAGAGCGCUUGGAACACGCGCGGAUGGACAUUUCAGGAGUUCAUAGCUUCCAAAGUCAUUCUCUUUUCUCAGAACAAUUGGACUCUUUAUCGUAAUGACCGUACUCCAAACCACAAGGAUUCCAUUGCAAUCAUGCAGGAGAUGAAGGACACGACAGGCAUAGACCGGCCGGCCGUUGAAGACAUUGCAUAUUUGUUGUUUGGCAUCUUUGGCAUCCGUCUGUCUGUAGAUUAUGGCGAGAAGCAGGACAAGGCUCUCGGGCGGCUCCUGCAGGAGAUCGUGGCUCGGUCGGGGGACAUCACUGGCCUCGAUUGGGUUGGAGAAUCAUCAGAGUUCAACAGCUGUCUACCAGCCUCCAUCGCUUCAUAUGAAGCUCCACCAUGCCAGCUACCACCCCCACCUGAGAAAGAAAUCCAGUCGUCAGUUUCUUCGCUGCGAAAUACGGUGGCUACUGAGUUAUCUUCGAACCUUUAUACCCUCCUUCGGAAUACGAGUGCCCCUCACUUCACAGCACAGAGACUGCAUCUGCCUUGUCUUGCCUUCAAUGUCAGGAAAGCAGACGGACUUCAUAACUUGCUUAUCACCACUGCAGAGACCCUGGUUCAGUUCUGGCCAGCAAGGCCCACUGAGCAAAAGUUUGUCCUUGUCCGUCCCUGGGAUCGGUCUCUCCUGGAGCUACCUGAAUUUGUAGAACCGUCUGACUGUGGAAAUGAUACAGAGAGUGAGGAGGAUUAUGGAACACUGCCUUCUCCAUCAGACGACUGGUGUGGUGAUUCUCCUGUAAAACAGGGGAUGUCUGACCUAGAAUCAUGA